AUGCCAAUCCAUUCCCGGUUGGAGCUGUGUGGAGCAUUGAUGGCGGCUCAGCUUUCGGAGAAGAUUUCUAAGGCGAUCAAGAUGAACGUGCAGCAGUUUUUCUGGACGGACUCUACCUGUGUUCUCCAAUGGCUAAAGGCAGUACCCACAACGUGGACUACAUUCGUUGCUAAUCGCGUGUCGAAAAUUCAAGGAAUCACCGAGGCGCAUAUUUGGCAGCACGUUCCAGGAACCCAAAAUCCGGCCGACUUAAUUUCGCGCGGAUUAACUCCAGAGCAGAUCCAGCACAGUGAGCUGUGGUGGGAAGGCCCCCCAUGGUUUCAGGCAGGGCUAGAUUCAUGGCCAAGGCAACCGACAAUGGCAAACGUUGAGGACGUAGAAGGGCGCUCAGCAGUUCCAUGUGCGAAACAGCAGGAAUAUUUCGGAACCUGGUACGUUAGCAAGUUCUCCAACUAUCAAAAUUUGAUGAGAAGUACAGCGUACUGGCUACGAUUGAAAAAUACCCUCAAGCGGACUGAGGCUAGCAGAAGAUGGAAAGGAAUUCUACAGGCAGCAGAAUUGAAGGAGACAGAGCACACGGUAAUGGGACGCAUUCAGCAGGAAACGUUCCCGAAAGAGUGGAAGGCGCUUUCGAACCAUGAAGCGGUAUUAAGGAGUUCACCGCUGCGCUGGUUUUACCCACAGUUGUCUAGAGACAAUCUGAUCAGAGUUGGAGGGCGAUUGGCCCACUCACAGGAAAAUGAAGAUACCAAGCUUCCAAUAGUUCUUCCAGCAACACAUCUUCUAACAAGAAUGCUACUAGAGCAUUUUCAUAAGGAGUUGCUUCACGCAGGACCGCAGCUUCUUCUUGGCACCGUAAGGCUUCAGUAUUGGCCAUUGGGAGGCCGCAGUGUAGUUCGGCAAAUAGUAUAUCGGUGCCAACAUUGUUUCAGAGCAAAGCCAAGACCUAUUCAACAGUUCAUGGGUGAGCUGCCCGCAGCGCGUGUAACGGCAUCAAGGCCAUUCUCACGCACAGGAGUCGAUUAUUGCGGCCCGGUACAUAUACGCCCAGGUCCCCGUCGUACGGCAGUGAAGGCUUAUGUAGCAGUAUACGUCUGUAUGGGCACGAAAGCUGUUCAUCUUGUAACAGAUCUGGACCGGUUUCUGCAGGCGUUACGCAGAUUGAUUGCAAGAAGAGGCAAGUGUUCCGACCUGUACUCUGAUAACGGGACAAACUUCAUUGGAGCUCGGAACCAACUGAAACAACUGGCUGAAUUGUUACACAGCAAAGAGCACAACGAGAAGAUAGCGAAGGAAUGCACAAAAGAGGGAAUCCAUUGGCAUUUUAAUCCCCUCAGUGCUCCGGAGGUCUAUGGGAAGCGGCAGUGA
Messenger RNA from Topomyia yanbarensis, 1368 nucleotides. RefSeq lists its product as uncharacterized. Bases 1 to 1368 code for a protein of 455 amino acids. NCBI's taxonomy places the organism in Eukaryota, Metazoa, Arthropoda, Insecta, Diptera, Culicidae. The record is from RefSeq and is a predicted model, not a curated record. The transcript has a single exon. Gene Ontology annotation, molecular function: nucleic acid binding.